Molecule: messenger RNA, 1350 nt
Organism: Phycomyces blakesleeanus NRRL 1555(-)
Lineage: Eukaryota; Fungi; Mucoromycota; Mucoromycetes; Mucorales; Phycomycetaceae
Exons: 1
Biological process (GO): cell redox homeostasis
Cellular component (GO): mitochondrion; cytosol
Molecular function (GO): protein binding
Source: RefSeq, a predicted model, not a curated record
UCCCUUCUUUGUUCUUUUUCUCCUUUCCUUUUAUUGUAAUUACUCGAUCCUAUAUUAUAUACACUAUCUUCUAUAAUGUCAGCCACCAGGACACCUUAUCGUCCAUCACUAGCUGACUUUACCACCGAGACACGCCAAACCACGGGUGAUAUACCCCCUGCCCUUGUCGGUGCAUCUACCACAUUUGUCAAUAAUGCGGUAUAUGUAUUUGGAGGAAGACUGGCCACCAACCACCAAAUUACCAAUCACCUCUAUAUUCUCAACCUCAAUACCUAUGUGUGGACUCGUCAUUUUGCCGCACCCGACUCUGCCCAUCCACCACAGCCACGGCACUUUCAUUCAAUGAGUGUUCACAAAAACCAAUACCUAGUUCUGUUUGGUGGAAUGGGAUAUGCCUCUAGUCGAAAACGCCUUGAACAAAAUGAAAAUAUAUGUUCCCUCAGGGAUGUGUGUUUAUUUGACACAAAAUCUCUCUCAUGGAUUACAUGUGAAGUACGACCAAGUCUGUUUACACCGCAAGCGCGCUAUGCUCACUUGUCAGUUUGCGCCAAUGACAAGUUAAUUAUUAUGGGUGGGCAAGAUGUUGGCAAUCGUUAUGUACAUGAGAUAAGUGUGUUCGAUCUCAUUACCUUUGCUUGGGUACAGUGCAGUCCUCUCGAUAAACCCUAUGGAACGUACCGCGCAAUCGCAUUCUGUCCUCCCACAAAAGAUAUUGCAAUGUUCAAAAGCGCUUUGUAUUACCCAGAGAAACCAAAGAAGAACUUUUCUCUCACAGCAGCCGAAACAAUGGCAAGCAAUGACCCGACCCUUGACGUAGAUCUCACAAUGUGUGUGUAUUCCAACUAUAAUUUCACAAAUGUCACCCGAGAUCUUCAGCUUCUCUAUCCUCUACGCACCCAGGCCACUGUCGAAUAUCAUGACCGGUCUACCCAAAUGUCGGGCUCUGUGUUGCCACCUGGACUGCGAUUUCCAACUGGACGAGUUAUCGGACACCAUUUUAUUCUCAUUGGUACCUACUUGUCUCCCACUCAACAUGCAUUUCAUAUCUGGGCGCUUAACCUAGUUAACCUAACAUGGAGACGUAUUGAUGCUGGAUCUGCUUUGAACACUGGUUCAUGGAAUCAGGGUUUCCUGCAUGAGGAUAGAAGAAAAGUGUAUGUACUUGGUAACAAAUCUCAAGAUUUGCUUAAAGACUAUCAUGGGAGACGAAUGAAUUUUGAGCAUCUUACUGUUGUUGAUCUCGAAUCUUACGGGAUAUAUCCUCUUCCACACGCAAUCUACUCCAGUACUGCACAAGCUAUCGGACUCGAAAUGCUGAACGAAACCAUGGUGGCGGACUCUGAAUUGUUG